AGAGUGCGAAUUAAUACAGAUGAGGCCGAUUUUAACGGAUUGAGCAGUAAUCCUACUUGCAAGAAUAUUAUCUAGCACCACUGGAUAAUUAAUUACUUUACACCGUCCGGUGUCUCGUGCCCAGCCUCGAAACCAACCUCCGCCGCUAACGGUCACCAUCCGCCAAACUUUCCCGCCAUGGAUCUCCUACACUCAUCAGCCUGUCGAUUCCCUACAAGCCACUUCCUCCACCUUCACCGUCCUUCUCCGCCUCUUCGACGCCUCGGCUUCACCGUCAGGUCGAGCCUUCCGUUUCCUGAUCAGAAUGCCAAGUACCACAGAGAGCUUCAAGCUGCCGUGGAUGUUGUCGAGAGAGCUUGUCGUAUUUGUGUCGAUGUGAAGAAGUAUUUGUUAACUGGUGAUAGAAGGAUUCUUGAAAAGAAUGACCAAACUCCUGUCACUGUGGCAGAUUUUGGUGUUCAGGCUCUCAUCAGUUUGGAGCUGAGCAAAUUGUUUCCUUCUAUUCCAUUGGUGGCUGAGGAGGACUCUGCAUCCUUGCGUUCGAAUAAUCUAGUAACUUCUGUUGUGAAUACGGUUACUGAUAAAACAAGCUUUAGAGAGAAACAAUUGACAGAAGCUGAUGUGUUGGAAGCAAUUGAUAGAGGGGGAAAGGAUGCCUUUUCAUUCGGACCUAUGCCAGCCACUUAUUGGAUACUUGAUCCAAUUGAUGGCACACGGGGGUUUGUCAGAGGUGGUGACGCUUUAUAUGUGGUAGGCUUGGCUCUAGUAGUUGAAGGAGAGAUUGUAUUAGGUGUUAUGGGCUGUCCUAAUUGGCAGGAAGAUAAUUCCAGCAAAUCCACGAAAGAAGCCCUGGAGUCUGCACAUACUCUAUCUGAAUCAGGAAUCAUUAUGGUUUCUCAUAUUGGCUGUGGAACAUGGACAAAACAAUUAUCUGGUAUGAUGAGUAGCACCACUAAAAUUCCUAAUAAUUGGGCCAGAUGCUCUGUUGAUAGCUGUUGCUUAGUUCAUGAGGCACGCUUUUGUAGUCUAGAUGGUCAAACAUGGGACUCAUUGCCUCUAUCCACUUCAUUUGAUGCAACUACUGAUGCUGAGAGUAUCAAUGAUAAACUGGUUCUCCUUCUGCCUGCAUGUUGUGGAAGUUUGUGCAAGUACUUAAUGGUGGCCUGUGGUAGGGCAUCUGUUUUUAUCCUCCGUAAAAGGGCUCAAACAAUUGUCCAGGCUUGGGAUCAUGCUGUUGGGAUGAUAUGCGUGCAUGAAGCAGGGGGAAAGGUGACUGACUGGAGAGGGAGUCAACUUGAUCUUGCAGCAGAUCAAGUUGACCGGAGGUUCAUAUAUCCUUCAGGUGGUGUUCUUGUUGCAAAUAGCAGCUUACAUAGCAAACUACUAGAGUUGAUCUCGUCUAGCUCGUCAGUUGUUUGAUGGCAUCGGGUACUCAAUCCUAUCAUUCAUUUAUUUUUAUUUCCAUUAAUCAAUUAUUUGAUUUCUACAAUUCUUGUGGCUUCCCUUAUGUCAGUUUUUCUGAGAUCCUCAUUUUUAUUUUACUUUUGAAUUUUUAUACAAAAUCAUUCAUGUAAAAUGUUGUGUACCAAUAAAAUUAUGCGAAAAAUAAAUUCUAACUAA
Camellia sinensis is the source of this 1620-nucleotide messenger RNA. Its product is annotated as Inositol monophosphatase family protein. Gene Ontology annotation, molecular function: 3'(2'),5'-bisphosphate nucleotidase activity. The record is from RefSeq and is a predicted model, not a curated record. Gene Ontology annotation, biological process: sulfate assimilation. Lineage: Eukaryota; Viridiplantae; Streptophyta; Magnoliopsida; Ericales; Theaceae.